UACGGUAUCCGACGAAUGCCAUCCGCGGGGAAUGCGAAUCGAAUUGAGAAGAUCUGGUAUUCUCAUAACCGAUCGGCAAUGGAGUUCGCGAAUAAAAAUUUGUUGAUAAAGCAGUUCGCGGAUUCACUGUAUUCCCAUAAUCGUAAUCGAAACGCAAUAAGUGUCUUUUGCUCUAAGUGUCAUUCGCUGAAUAAUUGUUGCGGAUUUAAUAAAAAAAAUUGAAAAUAUCACGCAAUAAGAUGGAGUUCAAUAAAAGAAGUCGUACCACAAACCGAGAACAAUUCGCUUUAAUGGCUGAACGGAUGAAGCUCAACGGGGGCAUUGCCAAAAGUAUGUCCAAUGAGCCACCAGAGGUAGUAUCCGUGUUCUGGACAUCACUUAGCACGGACUUAAAUGCGUUAGGACCUCCAACAAAGUCCCUUGCCGAGUGGAAAAAAGUAUGGUCAGAUUUUAAAUCCUCCAUAAAGAAAAAAUUGUCUAACAACCGAAUACAAAUGCGAGCAACAGGUGGAGGUCCAAAUAGGGAGGUACAAUUGACUGCUUUGGAAGAGGAAGUUGCGCAGCUGGUGAAUAUUUAUGACGCCGUUGCGGGAGUCUCCGGCAGGCACUGUGGUACGCCACAAGGCCCAUCUCGUGGUAGCCACACAGACAGCGCAGCUUCCGAGCCAUCUACCAGUGGUGCAGUAAACAGGGAAGAAGCUGAUAAUAUGGAAAAUGCUGAAAAUUCAAAUGGAAACAGUUCUUCACCUACGUCUCCGCAACCCCAACAGAGAGUGCCACAAAGGAGAACCCAAUUGACGCUCCUUAAAACUCAGUUAAACAUCGCUAUGGACGUGUUAGACUCCAUAACAUAUAACAUCGAGUCGAUAACGUCGAAAACCAUGUUUAAGCUCUAG
Messenger RNA from Rhagoletis pomonella (apple maggot), 896 nucleotides. RefSeq lists its product as uncharacterized. Gene Ontology annotation, cellular component: nucleus. The record is from RefSeq and is a predicted model, not a curated record. The transcript is spliced from 4 exons. Lineage: Eukaryota; Metazoa; Arthropoda; Insecta; Diptera; Tephritidae. Bases 240 to 896 code for a protein of 218 amino acids.